Molecule: messenger RNA, 513 nt
Organism: Besnoitia besnoiti
Lineage: Eukaryota; Apicomplexa; Conoidasida; Eucoccidiorida; Sarcocystidae
Product: SAG-related sequence
Exons: 1
Coding region: 1-513 (170 amino acids)
Cellular component (GO): membrane
Source: RefSeq, a predicted model, not a curated record
AUGCUGUUUUCAUCUCCAGGCAAGUGCGACGGUGGCGCCGACGUGAAGGAAUUCGAGAUCACGUCUAACGACACAACGCUUACGUUUGCAUGCAAACAGAGCGACACUUUGAAUCCUCCGUUGUUUGACCGAGUCCUCCAAGGCGACACUUGCGGCCGCGAGGCUCUGCUGGAGAGUGUUGUUCCUGGCGCAUCUCUGGUGCAACACGCGACUUCAACAGCUGACGACACAGCGGCGUAUACCCUGACGAUUAAGGACCUGCCAAAGUCCCCGCAGACACUUUGCUAUCAGUGCAAGAGUGCCGCCAACCAAAUGUCGGAAGACGCAGCGUGCAAGAUACUGAUCACUGUGAAGGAGGCGAAGACUGACGGCGAAGUAACUACCCCAAUUAUCCCUGGCGGGGCCACAACCUCAGCGCCUGACGCUUCUGAAGCCGGACACGUCUUGCCACGGACUGUUGUGUGCAUGGCUGCAACUGUCAGCGUCGCACUGGUACUGUCAACGUUGAUGUAA